UGCGCCUCAAAAGCGCGAUCCAUGGUGCAAAAGCCUCCUUUUCUCCGUUUUCCUACAGGAUGGCAUUCUUCAAAUGUCUUCGCUCUAUGAAGAAUGAGCUUAUCCUCUUCUCAGCUCCAUUUCUUCUUCUUCCACUGCCUUUAGUGAUCGGGACAUCGGAGGCAGAAUGCGCCUAUGUGAUAGUCCUGAUGGCGGUUUACUGGUGCACAGAGGUCCUACCACUGGCUGUAACAGCUCUGCUCCCAGCCCUCCUUUUCCCCCUGUUUGGCAUCAUGCAAUCCAAAGAUGUAAGUAAAAUAACUGCAGCAGUGUGUGGAAUUUUCCCCAGCAAGGACAAAUUUCUGCUCACACAUAUCUUACUCUGUGUGACCCGGCUGUCUCAGGUGUGUAUGCAGUACCUGAAGGACACAAACCUGUUGUUUGUGGGGGGACUGAUGGUUGCAGUAGCAGUGGAGCACUGGAAUCUGCACAAGCGCAUUGCCUUGAGGGUGCUGCUCUUUGUUGGUGUGCGUCCAGCGCUUUUGAUGUUGGGUUUCAUGGGUGUGACAGCCUUCUUGUCCAUGUGGAUCAGUAACACGGCUACCACAGCCAUGAUGGUGCCUAUUGUCCAAGCAGUGCUGGAGCAGCUCAACGACAGUGAGGCAGAGAUACCUCAGAUCCUCAGCUCAGAGGAGCAGGUCCAGACAUCAGAGACUGACAGCAAACAGCCUCCACAGACAGAAAAACAGAAUGAGGGACAAGGCCCAGUGGUGGUGACUUUCAUAGAUGCCGCUGUGGAGGCUGCCAUGCAUAAGGAGGCAGCAGAAAAGCGGAGAAUGUGUAAAGGGAUGACCCUGUGUGUUUGUUACGCUGCCAGCAUUGGAGGCACUGCCACAUUGACAGGAACUGGCCCCAAUCUGGUGCUCAAGGGCCAGAUGAACCAACUCUUUCCUCAAAACGGAGAUGUGAUUAACUUUGCCUCCUGGUUCGGCUUUGCCUUCCCCAACAUGAUCCUGAUGCUCACACUGGCCUGGCUUUGGCUGCAGUUUGUCUUCAUGGGAUUCAACUUUAAGAAGACAUGGGGCUGUGGGGCUGUGAAGACAGAGAAGGACAUUGCUGCCUAUAAUGUGAUCCGUGAGCAACAUCGUCUGCUUGGGCCUAUGUCCUUUGGAGAGAUAAGUGUCCUGGGUCUCUUCAUUCUGCUGGUGGUGAUGUGGUUCACAAGGGACCCAGGCUUUGUCGACGGCUGGGCGACAGAUAUCUUCAACUCCAAAGCAGAGUAUGUGACAGAUGCCACAGUGGCAAUCUUCAUUGCCAUCCUUCUCUUUGUUCUUCCCUCUAAACCCCCACUUUUCUGUUCGUGGAGGACUCAAAGAUUUGACACAGCACCCCAUCACACUGCUGGCCCAACUCCACCUCUGCUCACCUGGAAAGUUGCCCAAAAGAAGUUACCAUGGGGCAUCGUGCUUCUUCUUGGAGGAGGUUUUGCUCUGGCCAAGGGCAGUGAAGAAUCAGGACUCUCAAAAUGGAUAGGAGAUCAAAUGACUCCCCUGCAAAAUAUCCCUUCCUGGGCAAUUGCUAUCAUCUUAUGCCUGCUGAUUGCUACCUUCACAGAGUGCACCAGUAAUGUGGCCACUGCAACGCUCUUCCUACCUGUCUUAGCCUCAAUGUCUCAGUCCAUUGGAAUCAAUCCAUUGUACGUCAUGGUGCCUUGUACUCUGAGUGCCUCUUUUGCCUUCAUGCUGCCUGUUGCUACGCCUCCAAACGCUAUCGUCUUCUCUUAUGGGUACCUCAAGGUUGCUGACAUGGCCAGGACAGGAAUAGUCAUGAACAUCAUUGGCAUCCUUUGUAUUACACUGGCCAUCAACAGCUGGGGCAAGGCCAUGUUUGAUCUGGACUCCUUCCCCACCUGGGCCAACGUCACUGGGGUGUGAGCCUGGGUCUGCCAUAGGAGAUGAUCCACGCACACCCUGCCCUCCCUAUCCACAGGUGCCAGACAAAGACCCCGGGUCAGAGCGACAGCACAGCACCACACGGUGGACCGCAUGCUUCCGAUUGCUGCUAAAAAAUGAACCCCUCAAGGCUUGUUUUCAUUGACACCUAAGUCUUGCUUGUGAAAGAAAGUGGUGGUGAAUAUGACUGGGAAUGGAAGAAGAGAGUUCAAAUAUUAUUUUAUUUGUACUGUAUCACAUUGAAUUACACUUUAAAAAAAGAACCUUACACUCAUAAAACAGUAUCACAGAAAUCCUAUACUGUCAGUAUUUACGUAUAUCUUCAAAUAGAGACUUUAUAGUCCUCCUAAGCGGCCAGUUCUAGAAACACCAUUUGAGUCCACUCUUUUUUAUCAAAGGAAAUCAAAGGAAGGGCUAUUCAUAAGGUCAAAGUUAUUAGAAAUGGUUUAUAUAGUCACAUGUAGCCACAUCUUAAUAGCAAAAAAACAUACGGUAUAAUAUAAGAACGUAACUUAGCACAUUUCCUCAAGUACUGCACUUAAGUACAAUUUUCAGGUACUUGUACUUCGGGAUGUACAUUUUAUACCACUUCUGCUUUUACUUCACUACAUUUCUAAGGGAAAUAUUGUCCUUUUUCCUCUACUACAUUUAUUUGACAACUGUAUUUACUAGUAACUUUUUAUGGUAAGAUCAUAUGAAAUAUGACUACCCAACUGCAUACUCAGCUCCAUCUCAAACAGAUACAACAUUAAAUUUCUGUAAAUUUAGUAAGCCAAUAAUAUUUAAUAUAAUAUAACACUGACAAGGGCAAUUCAGCUGCCUAAUGAGUACUUUUAUUAUUGAUACAAGUAAAAUAUUGAAUGCAGGACUUGUGAUCGACUAUGUUCACACUGUGGUGUGCUACUUCUACUUAAGUAAAAAAAAAAGUACUUUUUCCACCACUGCUAUCAAGUAAUGAAUGUUUUGCAAGCACAUCUCUUUGAAUAUAUUGAAGGUAAAAAAGGCUGUUGGUUGGUUUGCCAUUUUAGUAUUUAUAGAUAAUGGGCUAAUAUGUACAGUAUAGACUUGACUACAAGUAAACAUGUACUUUUGCCCCCUUGCAUCCAAAUUGACCCCUGCGUUGACCUAUAUAUCAGGGUAUGGUUUGUUAUAGUUCCAGCAUCAGUUGAACUUUAAUAUGUAUUGUUACUACAAAGCAAGAAACUUAUAUUUGCCUUGUACAAACAUACUGAUUUAUUGUACUGAAAACACAUUUUCAAUAUUUUGAUCAAUAUUUUGUGCUGACAUUGUGAAAUGUCUCACUGCAAUAAUUAAUUCUGUCUGAAUUGCAAUAAAGUGGUAUUUAAGAACCAAUGUAUAUAUUUUUCUCUUCAAUUUCCAGACUUUUGUACCUGUGAAAUGAUUAAUAAAGUAUGUUCUCUGCCUAAAUUGCCAAUGGGCUGAAGUAAACACAAUUUCAUUGGCCUGUGACAAACUAUAAAAAUAAAAGACAUGAGUUUUAAUAUA
This is a messenger RNA of Siniperca chuatsi (mandarin fish), 3437 nucleotides long. It is a transcript of the gene slc13a5b, whose product is annotated as solute carrier family 13 member 5b. The coding region runs from base 60 to 1913 and encodes 617 amino acids. The transcript has 11 exons. Gene Ontology annotation, molecular function: succinate transmembrane transporter activity; sodium:dicarboxylate symporter activity; citrate transmembrane transporter activity. Gene Ontology annotation, cellular component: membrane. Lineage: Eukaryota; Metazoa; Chordata; Actinopteri; Centrarchiformes; Sinipercidae. Gene Ontology annotation, biological process: citrate transport; monoatomic anion transmembrane transport. The record is from RefSeq and is a predicted model, not a curated record.